Molecule: messenger RNA, 630 nt
Organism: Botrytis fragariae
Lineage: Eukaryota; Fungi; Ascomycota; Leotiomycetes; Helotiales; Sclerotiniaceae
Exons: 2
Coding region: 1-630 (209 amino acids)
Source: RefSeq, a predicted model, not a curated record
AUGAGAAUGAUGGAUUCGAACAGGUUCACAAAUCGAAGGAACUCAAAAGCAGUCCUUCGUAAGUCCAAGACCAAACUGGAAGCCCUCGUAAUUAACCUCCACAUAUCUUGUACACCCGGAUGCAAAAUGCCGAAAUCAAUUCCCGCAGUAGGUAAUGAGAUAUGGACAGUAGACACCAAACUCACCUGGCAGACUGGCCCCUUUGAUAUCAACAUCGAGCAUCAAAACGCCGAGGAACAUUUCGCAUGUCUGACAAACGAAUGCGCAAGAAAAAUAGCAGAGUCAACUAUUUGUGAGCUGUUGAUGCCAUUUCUAUAUUCAAAAAGAGAAAUUGCAAGUGGGAAUUUUGAAGAGAUCGUCAAAUCUUUAAACUCUACUCGUAGGUCCUCGAAAUUUCGGACCAAGUUCCCGGAUUACCUAGAUGGACUAGAGAUUGGGAAUUUUGGGUUGUAUUAUCAUGCGGAUUUUGAUGGAUGGGUGGAGAUUUGUUGUGAGAUUAAAUGGUUUGGUGUUGGGGGAGAUGAAGAGGAGGAAGUUGAGGAUGAAGAUGAGGCUUCAAAUAUGGCUGCCUUGGGAAAAGAUAUUAUGGCAUUUGUGACGAAGAGAAUGGAGGGAGCUCGAGAAGAAUAA